UAUUGAGGCGCGGAGAGGGAGAGGAAGGAUCAACAACUUCAGAUGUGAGUGGGAAGUGCACUCCAAAAGAGGCGUUGUGAGGACACACAGGGGGGCUGCAUUCUUCACAAGCCUUACCAACAAAUAACUGCUUAUGAAAAUCAGUGAUCGUAACUUCACACACCUUCACUGGACUUUAAACUGCUUCACUCCAUCCUGCCUGUGUUCCAGACAUCAGUGGAAGUAAAAAAACCUUCUAUUUUCUUUUACAAGAACCUGCCUUUGGUCAUGCAGUGCUGAUUCCGUCUGAUUUGAUCUGAUCCCAGCUAAGCUGAGGUCCGGUGCCACGCUAAUGGAGCUCAAGGUGUGGGUGGACGGUGUGGUGCGGGUGGUCUGUGGCCUCUCGGAGGAGACGUCCUGUCAGGAUGUGGUCAUCGCUCUUGCUCAAGCCAUAGGCCAGACGGGUCGUUAUGUCCUCAUCCAGAGAUUGAGAGAUACUGAGCGGCAGCUUUUGGCUACUGAGCGUCCUCUGGAGUCGCUGGCUAAGCUUGGGCAGCACAGUAAUGAGGUGCAGUUCUACCUUCGCCGCACUGGCCCCAGCAGCAGCAGCAGCAGUAGUGGCAGUGAUAGCCAUGAGCGCACACUCUCUUUUCAGAAACCCUCUGAAAUAGAGCCUCCAAAACGCAACGCACCCAGAAAAUCCCUGACAUUUAGCCUGGGUCCUUCUUCUUCCCCACGCACCCGACCUAAACAGAACCGCAGGACUCCAAGUACCAAACUCCUGCCUGACUCCAGAGCAUCUCCACUGCCUCACACCACCCAUCUGCAAGAUCUUUCUAGAGAGGAAGUGUUUAAGCAAGUUCUCCAACAGCAGGAGCGACUACAGGCACUGGAAGCCCACCUGGAGCUCCUGGAGCAGGAAACACAGGCGUGGGAUCAGCAGGAAGAGUUGGCUGCCGCAGAGCUGACGCUGCUGGAAGAUGAGGAGCAGUGGGAAGAGGAGCUCAGGACUGAGAUGCAGCAUGAGCGUGUGAUGAGGAGGCAACUGGCCGAAUUACAUGCCAAGCUGGAGGAGUGCGGCACCAGCCUGCUCGAGCUCACCUCAAAAUCCACACAGCUAGAGCAGGACAUUCAAAGGGAAAGGUUAGAAGCUGAAGCCCCGCCCCCACACGCGCAGUCAGAUGACUCUGUUAGUGCGAUACAAGUGAAGCUCCAGAGUCAACAGAAACAGGGAGAGGAGCUGGAGUCGGAGCUGAUAGACACUGAGAAAGCUGUGGGAAAAGCAAAAAUGCUGCUGCAGGCUAAACAGGAACAGCUGGAUGAGCUGAAUAAGGAGCUGAGGCAGUGUAACCUGCAGCAGUUUAUUCAGCAGACUGGAGUUCUCCCUGCCCAGAACUCCUCACGUACAGACCUCCACCAGCAGCUGGACCAGCAGGAACUGGCUCAACUAUUGCAGGAAACGUCUAUAGAUAGUGAUUUUUUGCAGCGACCCACAGCUAAGCAGUUUCUGGGGCAUCCACGCAACCUGCAGCACCCCCUGGUGUCCAGCCUGAACCCUGAGGUCCUGACAUCCAAGGAGUCAUCUUGGAGGUAAAACCCAGAGGGCCAAGGAUCGCUCUCUUAUUACACCCAUGUACUUAACCAUCCACUGCUCUCAUGGUCCUACUCAUCUCAUCAAUGUAACAAUAUAUUAUAUAUCUGCUGUAUAUACAAAUAUAUGUUUACAUUUUGUUACAUUCCAAAACAUUUAUUUACUGUAAAAUAUCACCAGAAAAAGUCUAUCUAGAGAACUAUUACUUUUGUUCAUGUAUUUAAGUCUAAUAAAGACAGUGCUUUGUGUUUAUA
Messenger RNA from Silurus meridionalis, 1824 nucleotides. It is a transcript of the gene rassf7a, whose product is annotated as Ras association domain family member 7a. Bases 332 to 1573 code for a protein of 413 amino acids. The record is from RefSeq and is a predicted model, not a curated record. Gene Ontology annotation, biological process: signal transduction. NCBI's taxonomy places the organism in Eukaryota, Metazoa, Chordata, Actinopteri, Siluriformes, Siluridae. The transcript is spliced from 6 exons.